Messenger RNA from Menidia menidia (Atlantic silverside), 2452 nucleotides. The record is from the annotation of a GenBank genome assembly. Lineage: Eukaryota; Metazoa; Chordata; Actinopteri; Atheriniformes; Atherinopsidae.
AACGCUCCCUUCACCAAGCACUUCUAAGUUUGCAAAGCACAAGAACGCGCUCUCUCAACUUUCUCCGGGGCUUUCGAGUUGACACUGUCCGGUCAGCGCGUGCAGAGGGGAGAGGACGCAACAAGCAGAAACAACAAGCAAACAAAAAACAGAAACAUCCUCGGGAUAUUCUGUCUGCAGUUUCCAAAAGCCCAAACAUGAGGCCCCAGUUAUUCGCCAUUGACUUAAUACUCGUGUGUAUAUCUUGCGGAGAAAGUGCACUGGCUUCAAUUGCUCGCGCCGACUGCACGUCCCCGCCAGCGGCACACUUCCCCAAUUCUGGCGCAGCGCGCAGGAAUGGAACAGACGCGGCUCCUCAUUCCAAAAGCAGGAAGAAGCGGUAUAUCAGUCAAAACGAUAUGCUUGCCAUUCUUGAUUACCAUAACAAAGUAAGGGGAAAGGUCUUCCCCCCAGCUUCAAAUAUGGAGUACAUGGUGUGGGACGACACAUUAGCAAAGACAGCUGAAGACUGGGCUCAUGCCUGCCUGUGGGAGCACGGCCCGCCUCACCUUCUCAGGUUUUUGGGUCAAAACCUCUCUGUCAGGACAGGACGCUAUCGUUCCAUUCUUCAGCUCGUGAAGCCUUGGUACGAUGAGGUGAAAGAUUACUCUUUCCCCUACCCCCGUGACUGCAACCCUCGUUGCCCUCUCAGAUGCUAUGGGCCCAUGUGUACCCACUACACACAGAUGGUGUGGGCAACAUCCAACAAGGUGGGCUGUGCCAUUCACACAUGCUACAAUAUGAACGUAUGGGGCGCGGUGUGGAAAAGGGCCACGUACUUAGUCUGCAACUACUCACCUAAGGGUAACUGGAUCGGAGAGGCUCCCUACAAAGUGGGGGUGCCCUGUUCCGCUUGCCCUCCCAGCUAUGGAGGCUCAUGCAGCAACAACAUGUGCUUCCCAGCCCUCAAGACAAACUACCUGCACUGGUUCAAAUAAGCACAGGUUCCCUCUCAACAUAAGCUGACAACCUACAGUACCAUAGAGACAUUAUUUUAAUUGAGUAAGGAUUUGCACAACAGACGUGGACCACACUAUUUUGUAUAUAUAGGCUUAUUUAAAGAAAAAAACAAAUAUUUUGAAGGCAUUCAGUGAUUUGAUGAUUUGUAAAUAGUUUGUAAAUUGGUACUUUUUUUUUUACUGGAUUGCUAUGACUAUUUGAAAUGAUUAAAUAUAUGAAAAUAUAUUUAUAUGCAAAAUGGGUCUUUAACAGUGCAUACUCUGGUGCUUUGUACACAUUUGUGGUUACUACAUUUGCUUACAGUGGACAGUGUGAUAAUUAAGACACUACAACCAUCACAGGACCUGCUCACUUUGGUGCUAUGGGCAUCACACCUUCAUGCUGUGUGCUCUGCCUUCACAAGAAUGUUGGGAUCAAGCGGGAUCAAAAGGAUCAAAGAUUAUAACCUCAGAGGGAAACUUAACACUGGCGGUGUCAGCUUCACUGUUACUUUUAUGCCAACAGUGGCUGUCAAACUUCCCACUUAAAGCAGAACUCGAUCAACAAUAAAAGGCUAAUUUCUGUCACAAUAAAGAGUAAUAAAUGGUGGCCCUCGUGCUCCUCAUAUUUCUACUAAUGUGAUUGGUAAUGCCCAACUUCCUCCAAGUUUUAGCAGUGUACUUUAAAGGCUGAGCUGAAGCACAGCAGAGAGGGAGAAGGAGGGACUUUUGAGACUUUUGCAGUCAUUUAAAUUUUCAGUCCUUUUGUGAAAGUUGUCAAGUUGUGCUUUAAGUGUCCUUAUACAAACACAGAAAACACAUUUGAAGGCCUACUGUUAGCACAGACACCUCUGCUGUCAAAGGUUUUUAAACAACAACACAGUGCAAUUUCAUAUCAAACUUGCACUAUCUGACUUGAGUAUCAUACCGACAAUUCAUCUUUAAGACAAUUUGCACACUUUUAUCCAUAUUUCAUAUGUUUAUAAUAGGCAGACCACAUACACCAAGUCUGACCCACAUAAUGUAAUAUACUCACAUAUGUAAGCAUAUGUUACAAGUAUGUAAGUAUAUUGGUAUAUUAUGUACCAUUAUGUAUAUUAAUAUUUUCUGUAUUAUGAUAUGAUCACUGAUUUUGGGAAUCAGGCACUCAAGUGCACCUUAAUUGUUUGUAAAUUUCUAAAAUACCAGAAAUUGUUACUGCUUUUCUGUGUAGAUAAUCAAACCUUGACUAUCCUAAAAUAAGUUGUUACUGUAAGUUAUUCGUUUUUGUAUUGAAAAGCUGUUUAAUUGUAUGAAUUUUCUUGCUGUUUCGCAAAAGAAUUGCAGCAUAUGAAGACUUAUUCAACAUAUCCAAGAUAAUAAAAACACAAAAGUAGGAAAAUAACAUUUUAAGCACUGACAGUAUUUAAAUCAACAAAAAGAUAUUUAUGCAGCAAAUUGCAUUUUUCUUUUUAUUUGUACUUGUAAUAAAAUGG